GCACUUAACCACUUGUGCUACCCGAGGACCUUGUGGUUGAUUAUGCUCUCCUUUAAACAAAACAAAACUUUGUCAUAGAAAAUGUCAAACAAAUAUAAAAGUAAAGAAAAUAAUGUAAUGAACCCACAUGUACCCUUUAUUCAGCUUCAGUAAUUAUCUCAUAGCCAGUCUUAUUUCAUCUAUGCCCCACCUACUCUCUUCCUCUUUUUAUUUUGAACCAAAUCCUACGCAUCUUAAUCAUUUUCUCUGUAAAUGUUUUUUAACAGAAUUUUUAAAAGCAAGGAUUCUCAAAAAAAUAUAGCCACAAUACUGUAAUCAUAUCUAAACAAAUUAACCAUAAUACUUUAAUAACAUCAAAUACCCAGUGUUCAAAUCUUUCCAGUUGUCCCUUUGUGGUUUUUACAAUUUAAUCCAUAUUGAAAUUAGAUCCAUUGAUAGCAUUAGAUUCAUAUGUCUCAAAUCCGUCUUAAUCUAUAAGUGUCCUCUCUUCUUUUUUCCUGGAUUUAUUUUUUGAGGAAAAUGGGUCAUUUGUCCUGUUCUCCACAUUCUGGAUUUUGCCAAUUGCACCCCUAUUUUCCUCUGACGUUUGGGUACCCUAUAGACUGGUACUUAGAUCUAGAAGCUUAAUCAGAUUUAGAUUGAUUUUGGGAGGAGAGUGAAGGACUCUUCAUAGAUGGUGUGGCACUUAAUGUCUGGAUGUCUCUCUUUUUGUGAUGUUUAUAGGGUCGCUAUGAGUCGAAAUCGACCCGAUGGCAAUGCAGUUAGCCACUGAUAAUCAAUGUCUAGGUCCAUUACUUCGAAAUAUCGCAAAAGAGUGAUAUUAGAUUCAUGUCAUUCCUUCAUUUAUUAACUGCAAUACCUCUGUGCCGGUAAAUUUGUCAUCAGUUAUUUGGUUAUCUUGAAGUACAGUUCAUAUAGGAAAAGCAAAAUAAGUUGUUGUUUUUUUUCCCUUUCACAGUUUUUAAAAUAAUAAGUUGGUUCCCUAGCAUCCCCCAAGGGUAACCAAGUAGUUUUGUUUUGUUAAAUUUUUACUAAAAUGUCAUUAUAAACUAAUAGAUUAAAGCAUAGUUUGGGUUUCAGUCCAUUGCAGUUGUUAUUAAUAUUGAUGCUCAAAUUGUCCCAUCUUUGACCAGUGGAAAUCUUCCAAAGUUGAGUCCCAAGACUGACAUGACCCCUGUAGGCUUUUGAAGACUUUUUUGCUUUCUUGUGUAGCAAGAUGUUUCCGGUUUAUCAUGUAUAUUUCCUGCUCUGGAACUGAAACCUUUCGUUGCUCCAAGGAUCCCUGGUGCCUUUCAGUAAUGGUAUUUGGAAAUCACAAUCUGAGCACUGAUGUGCUUAUUGCUAUUGGUUGAUCAUUGUUUCUCAGCCUGCUUUUUAAAGACGGUCCCUUUUUUAAGAGAAAUAUAUCAUGAGUUCAUGUAGUUAUUUCCAGUUCACAUUUAGGAUUAUAAUGCUUUUACUUUUUUAUUUUAUUUACUUGGAUGUCUUUUUUCUUAUGCCUACAACCUCAUUUGUAACUAUACUGCCCUUCUUGAAACACUGUCUACAUUUGGCAUCUAGGCCUAUAUCCUGCUUUUCCUCAUAUCUUAUUGGCUGCUGCUUUCAGAUUCCUUUUGUGGACCCACUUACUCUUUCUGGUCUCUAAAUAUUGAAGUGACCCAGGGUUCAACUUCUUGAUUAUUUCCAGUCCCAUGAUUUUAAAUACCAUCUUUAAGUAAGAUCUAUAUGCUGAAAAUUUCCAGAUGUUUAUCUGCAGCCUAGAUACCUGUCCUGAGCACCAAACUCCUAACUUUGACAUCUUCGCUUGGAAGUCCAGAAGGCAUUUCAAACUGAACAUGUCUACAAAAGCUGAUUUUUUUUCCCCCCAAGAAUACUUUCACUCAGGUUUUCCAUUUCAGUAAGAAUCACUGUCUUCUUGCAUUCUGGUUCCUACACAGAGUAUAUAGAUAAAGCAGCUCAGAGGGCCUUUAAAAAAUUUCGUGCAUAUUAUGUCACACUUUACUCUCCACCCUUCAGCAGCUUCUCAGCACACUUAGAAUAAAAUCUAAAGUGUUGAAUAAAACCCAAGAUCUUUAUUGUGACCUAAGGUACCACAUGAAUUCAUUCUUGCCUAUCUCUUCAGCCUUCUCACCUAUGCCAUUCUCCCUGACUCUGCUCAAAGCCCAUGGUUUCCUUGCUAUUCCUUGAGCAGGUCAAGCCUUUUCCUACCUUAAGGACUUCGGGCUUGCCCUCUUUCUGGGAUACUCUUCCCCACAUAUUUUGAGGGCUUAUUGUCUUAUUCAAAUAUCUUUGCUCAAAUAUAUCAUCCUGUGAGAGGUCUUUCCUGAUUAUUACCCUUGGUUUUCCCAUCUUCACUCUCUCCUUCCCUUCUUCACUUGUUACUUAAUAUUAAAAUCUAUUUGCUUGUUUAUUUUUGUCUGAAGUCCUAUGAGGGCAGGAACCACCCCCAGCACCUAGAACAGAACUUAAUGUAUAGUAAGUACUCAGUAGAUGUCUGUUGAAUGAAUGAGAGAAUGAAGAUGUUAUUAUUGGCAGUCUGUGCCCAUCAAACUAAUGGGUGCGGUGGUAUCUUAUUGUAGACAUGCCAGGACUCUUGGCUUGGCACCCAGAAUUGGCUAGUCACCGAAUACUGCCUCCUGCAAGUGUAAACAAGGGCUGGGAAGCCAGUACCUCAAAUCUAGUCAAGGUAUUAGAGGUGGGACCUCAGGUUGCUGUUUUGAAAAUUGAAGCCAGUUUCUAAACCAGACUACCAACUUACUGAAAAGGACAUCACACUGGGUAAAGUCGAAGGCUAAUGAAAAUGCGGGAAAUCCUCAAUGAGUGGAUUGACACAGUAGCUGCAACAGUUGAUUCAAACAUGCCAACGAUCAUGAAGAUGGCCCAUGAUCAGGCAGCAUUUCAUGCUGUUAUACUAAGGUUGCCAUGAGUCAGAGCCAACCCUAUGGCAACUAACACCAUCAGCCAAUUUAUUAAUUCAGAAUAAGAAAUAUAGCUGUUGUGUGGACUGGAUUGCUUCAGUUAGCUAACCAGCAUGCUCUUUUCCUAUUGGAAAGUUAUGUAGAAAGCCAGGCUUCCUUGCAGUGUGGAAUCAGUACCAAGGAAGCUAGUGUAAUCUUAAUGACUGUCAUCAGCGACAGUUUAAUGUAUUCUAGUCUAGUGUAGGGAUGGAUUUGUGAGAAGAAUUGAAUUCUUGGGCCAUUCUAUCCUGGAUGGCACUGAAAACAGUAGGAGUAAUAGGAGGAACUCUGAUCCCCUUUUUCUGCCCUCUGUGUUAACCAUACCCAUUGUGUACAUACAGUCUUCAUUCGGUACCAACUCAUUUGACUAGGCGAGCAACUGAUUCUGAGCCUUGUUCAGGUGGCAGAAUAUCUGUUCUACAUGGAACACUGGAGAACUGACUGACUUUAUUCUCGGACUGAGGAACAAUUUUACCAGCAGAAAAUAUGUUGAACCACAGCUGUCCUUGUGAAAAAAUGUUAAACAUUAUCUGUUAAUGCUCACAAAGGAUAUCAGGUUAUUCUAUAUUUGUUGUUAAGGGUGAUCUGCCAGAUUGUGAAGCUGACCAACUCCUGCAGAUGAUCAGGGUCCAACAGAUGCAUCGACCAAAACUUAUUGGGGAAGAAUUAGCACAGCUGAAAGAUCAGAGAAUCCAGAAAACAGACCUGGAACGAGUCUUGGAAGCAAAUGAUGGGCCAGGAAUGUUAGAUGAAGAUGAGGAUUUACAGAAGGCUCUGGCACUAAGUCGCCAUGAAAUUGAUAUGGAAGACGAAGAAGCAGAUCUCCGCAGGGCUAUUCAGCUCAGUAUGCAAGGUAGUUCCAGAAAUGUUUCUCAAGACACUCCACAGACAUCAGGUACAAAUCUUAGUUCAGAAGAACUGCGGAAGAGAAGAGAAGCCUACUUUGAAAAACAGCAGCAACAGCAACAGCAACAGCAGCAGCAGCGGCAGCAGCAGGUAGAUCUGCCCGGACCAGUUUCACAGCCAUGUGAAAGGCCAACCACAAGUUCAGGAGCACUUGGGAGUGAUCUAGGUGAUGCUAUGAGCGAAGAAGACAUGCUUCAGGUGGCUAUGUCCAUGUCUUUAGAAACGAUUAGAAAUAAUUUGGAAACAGAAGGAGAAAAAUAACAAUGCCUUUUAAAAAUCCUUUAGAUUUUCAUACUUUCCAACAUUAUCCUAUGUGAUUACAACAUAGGAUUCUUUUCAGUAAUUUGUCAAAGAGAACAGUGUACAUCAGAGGAAAUAAGACUUUUAGGGUGGUUUGCAAGCAAAAUGAUGCAAAAGUGGAAAAAUGCAUCAGUUGUAGAACUAAAUAAUGAUCCUUCAAAUACUAGCGAAAGAGGUAUUCAGCAAUUAAAGAAAUUUGAAAUAGUUUUCUAAAUGUUCCUUUUUCUUUUUGAGUGUGCAAUAUCUAGCAUGUCUAAAAUUAGAACUUUUUUCUUGGAUCCUUUCGCAGACCAAUUAAUUAGCUCUUGCCACAGAACUUUUUCCAUGCAGUUUUGUUUUAUUUUUCUAUAUUCUGUGUGGGUAAUUUGACUCACUUUCACCAUUCAGUGGUUGUCCUUAUUUCUCAUUAACUAAAUUGACCUUUCAGGAAAGUAUCUCUUGUCUCUGUGAUAGUAAUGGUUCCAGGGGACCAUACCAUUCUCCCUUCAACCAUUGUGCACUUGGGUGUCUUCUCCGAUUACUGUCUCUCAUCACAAUUUCUCUGCUACCUGGUUUACACUGUUUCUAUACAACUCUUUCGAAAGAUGAUAAUCUUUCUUUCUUGAGGAUUAGCUUGUUAAACCCUCUAAGAUGGGAUCAUUAUUUCAUGAAUCUGGUGCAUUCCUAAACUCUGAAAUCAGUCCCGCACAAAUAUCUGAGACUAAAUGAGUAUUUUUUAUGCGUGAACAUGUGAUUUCCCAGACGUUGUAUGAAUGCCUUCUCACCUAUGGCAGAACUUCACAGCUUUGUUGUAACCUCUCUCUCCUUGCACCUUAUUUCCUUUCUUCUCCAAUUGAGAAAAAGGAGAGAAGCAUAGUAGGCAAGAAAGUUUCCUUUUCUUAUAAGACAACAUAUGAUACCCACCAUGAAUGUAUGACAGAAAAAAAUAGGCCUUCAAUUUUAGUAGCGGUUUUCAUUUUAUUUUUUCUCUUGUGUCUGGACCUUUCUGUUCUGUUUCCAGCUGAGUCAUAUGGAAUGUAGAUAUCUGCUUCUGCUGCACAUCUUUUCAUAGGAAUAGCUUGCCAGAGGUAAUCUGGCCCAUAAAAAUAAUUUACUAAUGAAAAUAUAUUUAAAUUUAUACUGUGAUUUGACACUUCCAUCAUGUUUAAAUAGCUUAAGAAUUAUAGAAGUCAGAUAGAACUUAAUGGGUGUAUAAAUAAGAAAGUCCUUAGUUUUGAUAAACAGUCUUUAAUAGGGAUUAACAGAGUUUCUAGCUGGGUCAAUAGAGUGGUAUAAUUUUGGUGAAAAUUGACAAUGUCUCUGAGAUGGGCGUUUAGAUUCUGUCAUUUGUUCUCCACCCCUCACUCUCCACCUCCUUUUGCAACUCUUGAAUGUUGUAUGGUUCACAAGCUAAAAAUCAAGAAGAAAAGUCAUUUGACAACUUAGAAAAGUAUGGUAUGUUGCUGUGCUGGUAGAUGGCUGCACACAUUUUAUCAGGGAAGUUUUUUUUGAUCUGGGAUUUAUUGCUAACUAAAAAGAGAUGAGAAAAUGCCUUUUAUUUAGGAUUAUAAAAUAACUUUUUGGAAAAAACAGGUUUUUUUUUUGUUUUUUUAAGUCAUUAUUUUGUGCCAAAUAAAGUUUUCUAGUUUCCCGUACAAAAAAUUAGGCAGUCUUGUUUUAAAAUCUAAAGUGUUCUUUUAAGAAUUAAAAAUACUUCAAGGAGUUAUAAAAUACUAGAACUGCAAGUGGUUGUGAAAGUUAGUACUAUUCCCUCAAGAUUAACAAAUCGAAAUACUUUAAGACUGAACAUUUCUGUUAUUAUCCCAACGAUACCAAUCAUGUUGUCCAUGGAUAUUUAGCCUUUACCUUUUCCCAUUGAAAAAAUUACAUGAAACUUUUCAUAUACUUGAAUUGAUGAGCUACCUAAUAUAAUAAUGUGAAAACUAAUAUACAUAAAAGUUUGAACCUUAAUUAGAAUUUAUAAAGUUCAUAUAUUAUUACCCAGUAACUUUACACACCCUAGUUAAAGCACUUAAGGAAAUAGGGCAUUUUGGCCUUAAUUUAUUAGGGAUUUUUUAAACAGAGCUGAGCACACACUGGAUACUGUUGAAUAUGUUUGUUUAGUUUGUUUUGAAAUUGUUAUAUUUGGCAGGCAGAUCCAGAAUCACUAGUGACCUGCCAUCUUGUUUGGAAUGGCUUAAAUUUAAACACUUAGAUUUCAUUGUUUAAUUGAUUGGAUGGUAUGAAAAGAUGCCAGUGCCCAUAACCACAGUAUCAGAAAAUUACAAAGUUAUACAAAGCUACGAUUCGGACAUCAGGAGCUGCCAUUUAUGGUAAACCACCUACAAGAAAGUCAGAAACAACUAAAUUUCACAGUAACUGUCCUGCUAAGAACUUUGUAAGGAUUUCCAUUCUGUUUUACCAAUUGGGAAAACCUUAAUGUUUAAUAUUUAAACUGUUGGUAUCAUUUUUCUAAUGUAUAAUUUGUAUUAACAGGAUAAAAUACGUACAGUGGUGGUACUAGUGUUUAAGUAAAGUUUAAACAAGCUUUAGAAAUACUUUCAUAUUUUCAGAUGUUAUGGAAUUAAUAGGUAGUUAUUUAUGUUUUAAAAAUUCAGAGCAGUUAACCUCUGAUCUAAAACCAUCAAUAUACAUUUUUAUGGUGAUGAACAUGAAUAUUUCAGUAAUGUAAAUUGUUUGAAAAGGUUGCUGCAGAUAAACUUUAUAUUUCAAAUCUAAGAUCUUGGCCAAAUAAUUUACAAUUCACAGAGUAUUUAAGAAGGUGCUUUAUUUUCUUUAAAACUUGAUUUUUCUUAAUUAAGGCUUAAUUUGUGAUGCCAAAUAUGUGAUAAAUUUAAUGAGACACAAAGUUCAAAACUAGUUGAGUAUCAUUAUACACAUUGCUGUCAAGUGGAUUCUGACUUACGGUGACCCUAUAGGACAGAGUAGAAUUGCCCUGUAGGGUUUCCAGAGAGCAGCUGGUGGAUUUGAACUGCCAACCUUUUGGUUAGCAGGCAGAUGAUCAACCACUGCGCAAAACUAAUAGUCUGUAUUGUUUCAGUUAAUAUUAAGCUGAAUAAAAUAAAUUUUAUUCCAGUCAGAGCCUACAUCACAUUUUUAAUGUCUGCAUGUUUGAUACUCUUCUUUAAAUCUUGUCAAGGUUUACAGAAUGCCUUAAAAUUGACCCAUUGGACCUGUGCCAAGUCCAAGAAAAGAUUGAUUCAGUUUAUAGGCAAAAUAUGGUGAUGAUAAUUGAAAAAUAUUAAAUUGGAAGAUAAAUCUUAAAGUUCUAAAUUCUUAAGAGGAUUCAGUUAAUACUGAUGACUUUCUGUUAAAACCUUUAUCUGCAAUUGGCCACUGAUUUCAGAGUUAAUUGGUUUUUUGUAUCUGCGCCCUAACAAGUAUGAAUAUGUGCUAUAUGUGACCUUAAUUAAGAACAAUCAAAUUGGACCAACUAGUCAUUUCAGUGAUAUAAAGAAUCAUUUUCCAUAUUUCCAAAAUAAAACUUUCCUUCAUUCCUAGUCCCUUUUUAACCAGUAUCUUUUGCUAAAGAAACAAACUGGCUUUUAUUGCUUUUUAAAGUCUUAUGCCUGUUGUUGUCGAGUCAAUUCCGACUCAUAGUGACCCUAUAGGACAGAGUAGAACUGCCCUGUAGGGUUUCCAAGGAGCAGCUGGUGGAUUUGAACUGCCGAUUCUUUGAUUAGCAGCCAAGCUCUUUACCACUGCAAAAAUAUUUUUUGUUCCAUUCUGCUUUCAUGAAUGAAAAGAUUAUUGAGAUGGUUGGUUAAUUUGAAUUUGAUGAUUUUCUUUAAUUGGAAGAAAAUCUUUGUUAUUUUUAUUUUUUCCAAAAUGGACUGGCAUUUUAAGAAUUAAUGCUAGUAGCAUCACUUCUAAAUUUACAGUAAUUGGCAUGUUUAAUUAAUGAUAGUGUAUUUCAACAAAUAUUUUAAGACUGGAUUCAUAGACAAAGCAGUAGGAAGCAUCAGUGAAAUAUAUGUGGAAAAUUCUGAUUUGUUUAGGAAGCACUUCAGUUGUCUCUUGCAUAGUUCAAAGGGUGAAUGUUUUCCAGGAAAUUUUUAAUGCUUUUUUUUUUU
This is a messenger RNA of Trichechus manatus latirostris (Florida manatee), 8236 nucleotides long. It is a transcript of the gene ATXN3, whose product is annotated as ataxin 3. The record is from RefSeq and is a predicted model, not a curated record. Gene Ontology annotation, cellular component: nucleus. The transcript is spliced from 6 exons. Gene Ontology annotation, molecular function: cysteine-type deubiquitinase activity. Lineage: Eukaryota; Metazoa; Chordata; Mammalia; Sirenia; Trichechidae. The coding region runs from base 3576 to 4124 and encodes 182 amino acids. Gene Ontology annotation, biological process: protein deubiquitination.